Molecule: messenger RNA, 1105 nt
Organism: Cercospora beticola
Lineage: Eukaryota; Fungi; Ascomycota; Dothideomycetes; Mycosphaerellales; Mycosphaerellaceae
Gene: RDS3
Product: U2 snRNP complex subunit RDS3
Biological process (GO): mRNA splicing, via spliceosome
Cellular component (GO): precatalytic spliceosome; catalytic step 2 spliceosome; U2 snRNP
Source: RefSeq, a predicted model, not a curated record
GUCCGCUUGCACUCAACUCACCUGCCCUCCCACCAAACUACUCUUGACUACCAAGUCCGUUGCAAUCAAAGAAUCCGCUGCCUAGAAUUCGCCAAAAUGUCGCGCCAUCACCCCGAUCUCGUCAUGUGCCGCAAGACGUCCGGCAUCUCCAUCGGCCGACUCUGCGAUAAGUGCGACGGGAAGUGCCCUGUCUGCGACUCCUACGUACGACCUACGACGUUAGUCCGAAUCUGCGACGAAUGCGCCUUCGGAAACUAUCAGAACAAAUGCGUGGUCUGUGGUGGCGAAGGCAUCUCGGACGCUUUCUACUGCUUCGAGUGCACGCGACUCGAGAAGGACAGGGAUGGGUGUCCAAAGAUUAUCAACCUUGGUAGUUCGAGGACGGAUCUGUUCUACCAGAAGAAGAAUUUUAGGAAUCAUUGAGAGGAGGGACGACAAGAGGUUUAGAAUGAAGGGAACUGGAUAUAUGGCCAUGCUCGCAGCACGGCUUGGAAGGAGGACGCACACUGCCACACGACCUUAAGAGCAGCUCCUGCAAUGCAAGAAGCUGCAGAUGCCCACACAAGCAUUAGGGCGACAGGCAACGGGCAGCAAGCACAGGUUGGAGUUCUCCCGCUUUGAGAUGAGAUCGCGGAAUCAGCUGCGACGGAAAGCAAAACACAUCAAGAAAGCAGUUGGCAAGCACCUGGCUUGUUCAUUGAGUCGUCAGGCUGCAUAAGUCAUGACCCUUCACUUUCGAACAUACGUUCUCAGGCGUGCUAUUGAGGGCGCGUGCGCUCCUCCUAAAGACGAAAACCACGUCCGCGAAGAGCCGCUCGAUUCGAUCAAUGAGGUGCGUGUCGCGCCUGUGUUCUUGCAGUCCUCGUGAACCUAGUAUGGUCAGUAGCGGUCGAGUAGGGAGCUUGAUGGCUGAUGCACUUACGUGAGGCAUGCACGCGCAACAUAGACGCCAGGUCUUCUUGACAGAUCGCAUGCGGCAGCUUGAUCUCUUGCAGUCCGAGCGAUGCGGCGGUGUCAUUCGUCCACUCAUACCAGCCGGAAUCUGAUCGAACCGGCGUGCUUGUGUGCAGGAUACGAACGUUGGCGCCCCUGCCAGAUGACAGCA